Rubroshorea leprosula is the source of this 2497-nucleotide messenger RNA. Lineage: Eukaryota; Viridiplantae; Streptophyta; Magnoliopsida; Malvales; Dipterocarpaceae. The record is from the annotation of a GenBank genome assembly.
AGUCUUUUAUGAUGUUAUUCUUCCGUUAUUUAUUUUGCUGACAAAUAUACAUUCUUUGAUCCAUAGCUCCAGAAAUGGCAGCUGAACUUGUUCCCUCAGCCUUGGAGCUAAUAGCAAGAGUUGAAGCUGUAGCAUCAUUGAAAGGGGUGAGGCUGGGGAGAGAUUCUAAAAAUGAACUCCAAAGGCUUGGGCGCAACCUUUUGGACUUAAAUGCUUACGUUAAGGAUGUAGAGCAAGGGAGAAUCGACGACAUCGUUAUCCAAGGUUGGAUAGAUCCGCUUACAGAUGCAGCUUAUGACGUGGUGGAUGUGUUGGACGAGUGGAUCACUACACUCGUGAAGUUGAGAAUAAAAGGAGUUGGCAAAACCUCUAUUCUGAAGGCUAAGGUAGGUUCCUACAUUACCCACUGUUUACAUACUGCCCAAGUUGUUAGACGUGAUGAUCUUGCUUUCAAAUUAAAGGAAAUCACUGACAGGCUAGAUGUGAUUGCCAAUGAAAUAAAUCUGCUCUGCUCAAUAGCAAGUUUAGAGUUUCAUCAUAGCAGACGGCUUGUGAGUACAGCUCUUGUUGAUGAUGUGUCAGCUAUAAUUGGUCGAGAUGAGGUUAAGGGAGACAUUGUAAGCAGUUUGUUGUCUGCGUCCACUGAACGACUUAAGACAAUUUCUAUUGUUGGCAUGGGUGGGGUGGGAAAGACAGCUAUUGCUCAACUUGUUUACCACGAUGAGGAAGUUAAGCAGCAUUUUGAUCGUAGAUUAUGGGUUUGUGUCUCAGAUGUAUUUGACGAGAAUAAUGUUGCCAAAACAAUAAUUGAAGGAGUUGAGGGUUUCAUGAGUUUUGGAGUGGACUCCCUUGAUUCAUUUCCACUUUCUGCCCUUCUUGAUAGAAUGUGUAGAUCUAUCCACGGAAAGAAAUUUUUUCUUGUGUUGGAUGAUGUGUGGGCAGAUGACAAGCGACAGUGGGAAGGACUGAUCCAGACUUUCAAACAUGGUGCCCCAGGGAGUAGGAUUUUGUUAACUACUCGUAAGGAUACGGUGGCAAACAUGAUGGACUCUCAUGUCAUUCAUUUGCAACCGUUAUCUGAUGAACAGUGUUGGAUGUUAGUCAGUCAAGAAGCAUUUUCUGGAAGGGGUGUUGAAGAGUGUCAGAAUUUGGAGGAUAUUGGGAAGAGAAUUUCAAACAAGUGUAAAGGCUUGCCUCUUGUUGCAAAGGAACUAGGACGCCUCCUAAUAUUUAAGAGCAGUAGGACAGAGUGGGAAGAUAUUUUGCACAGUGAAAUCCGGAAGUUAGAGAUUGCACAUCUACGGCUUUUUCCUUCUCUACUUUUGAGUUAUAAUGAUUUGCCUUUACCACUGAGACAAUGUUUCAAGUAUUGUGCUGUUUUCCCAAAAGAUUUUGUAUACGACGGAGAAACAAUAAUGUACCACUGGAUGGCACAAGGCUAUUUAGGAUUGAACAAUGAUGAAGAUUUAGAAUUAAAAGGAAGAAAGUACAUUAGCUACUUAGCAGCUAGGUCUUUUCUCCACGAUUUUCUGCUGGAUACAGAUGGUAUAAAAUCAACAUGGAAGAUGCAUGACAUUAUGCAUGAUUUUGCACAGUUUUUGGUGAUCAAUGAUGGAAUUGUGAUUGAGGUCAAUUCAGAAGGCAAUUCAAUGACAGAUUUGUCUUCCAGAAAAGCUCAUUAUUUGACAGCAUGUAUACCAGAGGGGCAUUGUCUUCCUACUUCCAUUUAUGGUGCUGAAAAGUUGCGUAGCCUUAUGAUCAUUUCUGGAGAGAAUGCAAUAACCAAUGAGGCUCUGCAAAUCAUUUUUAAUCAAGCAAAACAGCUAAGGUUGGUGAAUUUUGGUUGCCAUAAUGCAUUAGUGGAUAAAAUUCCAAAUGAAAUAGGGAAUUUGAUCCAUUUGAGGCACAUUAACUUGAGUGGAAGUGAAAUAAAAGGAUUGCCCAGAUCUUUGUGUGAGUUACAUAAUCUUCAAUAUUUAAAUCUCAAUAAUAGCAAAUCUCUUGAGAAUUUACCAGAUGAGAUAGGGAAUUUGAUCAACUUGAUAUAUCUGGGGACCCUUCAUUGCUACAAGUUAGCUUGCUACCCCAAAUCAGCUAGGAGAUUAACAAAUUUGAGGCAAUUAUGUGGGAUCGUGCUUAGGGCUGAUAGAAAUGACCCUAAGGAAUUCACUCUUGGAGACCUUGAAAACUUGAACUUCCUUCGUGAACUUUCCAUGGUACUGAAAGGAAAUGCAGUAAAUGAUAGAGAGCUUAAAAGAGCCAAAUUUGAAAAUAAGACAGAUUUAAAGGAUAUCGAGUUGGAAUCACUAGACCUUCAAUUGGAUCAAUUUCAAAAUCUUAACCAAUUCUCUCUAAGGGUUUUGAAUCCAUCUCAUGGACUGUAUACUUUCACUGAGAUGAAAUGAUCUUUAAGGUUGGAGUGGAUUUCAUGUGAGGAAAAGAAUUUCAAAAUCCUAUUUCAUAUUAUUACCCUCUUUCAUAAAAAAUGUUAUGAUAU